Molecule: messenger RNA, 4193 nt
Organism: Orbicella faveolata
Lineage: Eukaryota; Metazoa; Cnidaria; Anthozoa; Scleractinia; Merulinidae
Product: coiled-coil and C2 domain-containing protein 1-like
Molecular function (GO): DNA-binding transcription repressor activity, RNA polymerase II-specific
Source: RefSeq, a predicted model, not a curated record
AACUCCGCUGGACAAUACUAGAACGGAAAAACGAAGAGCUCCUCCUGACUUGCAAAAUUUUAGUACAUUUAACAGAAUGUUUAGCAGGAAAAAGAAACCUCCUCACCCUCAAGAAGGGAAAAAGAAGAACGACCUUUCCAAUCUGCUUGGUCUUGAUAUCAGUCCAGAAGAAAUGGCUGACUUAGGGAUUGGAGGCAUAGGAGGUGCUGAUGAUGACGAUGACGAUGAUGAUGAUGAAAGUCUUGAGGCAGAGUUGGCUGCACUACAGGGGGAAUCACGGUCUAAAGUAAAGAAAAAAAAGCCAGGAGGACGAUCUGCUAAUCUGAUGGAUGAUGUAGAUAUGGAUGAUGAUGAUGAUGACGACAACGACUUUGAUGAAAAUGACCCUCAGUUGUUGGUAAGGUUCUUACACAACAUAACAAGUAAAACCGAGGUCAGCAUUCGUCCUGCCGGGGCAACGUUUGGACGAGGUAUUACCUCGGUAAAGAAGACGCGUCAGGCAGAGUUGGCUGCGCUACAGGGGGAAUCACGGUCUAAAGUAAAGAAAAAAAAGCCAGGAGGACAAUCUGCUAAUCUGAUGGAUGAUGUAGAUAUGGAUGAUGAUGAUGAUGACGACAACGACUUUGAUGAAAAUGACCCUCAGUUGUUGGCUGAACUUCAAUGUAUUGCUCCAGGAGAAGAUGGUGCAGAACAUCGAGAUCCGACACCAGUCUUACUUCCUUCUGCACCAGCAACAAGCAGUAACCAACAGGUUUCCGAAGGAAGUUCAUCUGAUAUUGAGCUGUUGUUGGAAAGGGAGAAAAAUUACAAGCAAGCAAUAGAAAAUGCAAAUAAGGCUGGUGAGGGGAGCAAGGCCAGGAGAUAUGGGAGAGGACUCAAGGAAAUAGAACAAAUGAUCAAGCAAGCAAAAGCUGGAAAACCCAUUGACAUGGAUGCAGUUCCCCCACCAGUCGCCACAGGAGCUACUCAACCUUCAGCUCCAGCUUUUUCACAGCCAGUCCCACCUGCUGCUGCACCGGAAGUUUUGGGCACCAGUAACAAGGCUACAAAACUUGAGCAGACAACCCAAGAUGGCAUUUCUAAAUCAUUCCAAGAUAUCUUCCCCAUUUUGCCAGACCAGCUUNCUUUUUUUCAGCUUCCUGAGUCUGAGAAGAUUAAAACUGUAGAACUUUUUACAACAAGGCGGAAUCAGUACAGAAUAGCUGCUUUGACUUGCAAGAAAGCGGGAGAUAUUCAACAAGCCAAGCAGUUUUUGGCUGUAUCUAAGCAAAUAGAUUCAGCUAUUGAACUGCUAGAGAAAGACGAGGUUGUGGAUAUUUCACAGUUACCUCCUGUUCCAUCUGCCCCUCAGACAUCAUCAGGUGAGACCCCACCAGCCUCUCAACAGUCAGUCAACCCCCCUGCUGAGCCUCAGCCAAGCACUUCAGCUGCAGCAGAGUCAGGAGGAGAAGGCAGUGCACCCAAGAACUUGGAGCCUCCCCCUCCCCCCAAGGAUGUUGCAGAAGCUUUGCAACAGAGACUGGAAAAAUACCAGCAUGCCACAAACCAAGCAAAACAAGAAGGAAACUCCAGCAAAGCUCGGAGAAUGGGACGUAUUGUCAAGCAAUAUCAAGAUGCCAUCAAAAAUCACAAAGCAGGAAGACCAGUGACAUUUGAAGAACUCCCAACACCUCCAGGAUAUGCCCCUAUACCAGGUGUGGCAGCUCCUCCUGAUGACGAACCAACUGAGAACUUUUGUGUAACAGAGGCCCCUGGGCCAAGUCAAGGGACUGCAUCUCAACCAGCUGCUUCAUCUUCUGUCGCUGGUACCUCUAGAACAGCCGCUGCUAGUCCUUCAGGCCAGCCUGCUCUCCAGGCUUCAUCAUCUGUGAAAAAAUCACCUGGCCGCAAUGAACAACAGCUCAACUAUCUCCUGGAAAGACAGAAGGAGUUCAAGACAGCUGCUCUGCAGUCCAAGAAGCAGGGAGACCUGGAGGGUGCUAAGAAUUACUUGAGGAUGAGUAAGGGUCUUGACAAGAUGAUUCUAUCAGCCCAGAAUGGUCUAAGAGUUGAUUUAGGAUCGGUUCCGCCGUCUCCAUUUACGGCUGCUAAGGCUGCACCCACAAUGGAGCUUAGUUUUGAGAUGGUGCAAGCUGCAGACUGUGAUCCAACACCUCGCACACCAGAAGAAACAUCUGAGCUAUUCUCACGACUGGAGGAUGCACUUAUUAAACAAAUUGAGAUGUGUGUAAGAAAUGGUCAGCAUUACCAAAAACUAGGUGAUAUAAGCAACACUAAAAACUUUGAGAAGAUGGCAAAGAAUUUGCGUCAGGACCUUGAUGCAGUGCAGAGCGCACGGAAACACAAGGAUCCCCCACCAAGAUUCCAUUAUGAAGACAGAUCUUUCACAAUUGUUGACUCAUUCCCCGAUUUAAGUGAUUCAGAGGUGGCAAUUACCAUAGUUAGAGGGCUCAAUAUUCCUCUGCCUUCAGGUUACCAACCAAAGGACAUGUACACUUACGUAGCCUAUGAAUUUCCUUUUCCGAGUGCUGAUGAGCCACAGACAGGGCGAACACAAACUAUAAAACACUCCAUCAACCCAGAAUAUAAUGAGGUUUUCAAAGUUAAUAUAGAUAGGAAAAACCGGUCAUUAGGGCGAACAUUCAAAAGACAGCCGGUCAAAUUUGAAGUCAAAUAUGAAAGGGGUUUUCUAAAGGGUGACAAGGCUUUAGGACAAGUACAACUCAAGCUGACCCCAUUCGACAACAAGUGUGAAAUUCACGACUGUUUUGAUUUAAUGGACAUGGAAAAGGGACGCAAAGCAGUUGGAGGAAAAAUUGAAAUUCACAUGAGAAUCCGAGAGCCACUGGUAGACAAAGAUGUUAAGGUUGAGAAAUGGAAAUGGCUGGUUAUUGAUGUUCACCUUACUUCGAGAAAGGUAGCUGACGUGUCAAGGGAACCUGCCAAGUUGUCUCCAAAACCUGGCAAAGUCACAAAAGGAGCCGAUGCCGAGACAGAGUUUAUUAGCUUGGAAGUUCUAAAACUGGAGAAACAGAUCGCCGAGAAGCAGCUUGCUGCCCAAAAAUCCAAGAGAGAGAUGCCUUCUCCUGCCGUCAUACAACGCUGUAAACUAUGCCAGCAGAAGAUAGCUGAAGUGGAAAGAACGCUGUCUAGUGGGGACAGGAACGUCUUAAUGAACUAUCUUCGCCAACUUCAAACGAAAAUCGCACACGAGCAUGCUAAAGCCCAGCUGGCUCUAAAAGCUGGUAAUAGAAGUGAAGCGCAACUUUGUUUAACCAAAAGAAAGCUGAUGGAAAACGAGAUGUCAAGUCUAAAGUCCCAGCUUGGAAUACGUUAGGGGUUUAUAACCGAUAAUUAAUAAAUUAGCUAAAAACACUUAGUGAUCUUUACAGAACUCAUGAACACGAUGUAACAUUAAAAUACAGCAAAGAAAAAUAAUUCCGUUUUCCGAUAUACUGGUUACCUAUUGUAUCUCUACUCUGGUGUACUUUCUACUUGGACUGAACGGACUGAAGGAAGCAACAGUCGAGAGAACAAGCAUACCAGAGUAUACCAGAGUAGAGAUACAAUUUCCUUCUAAUUCUUGUUUCCAUGAUUUGCUAAUAUGGCAUAUUUACCCGAACGACAAAAGUACAUGAAAUUUGCUUUUAUGGUUGAAGAUUGCCUUGAAUAUGUGACGUAAGUUUUGACCAUUUUCCUCAUUAUUGGUCCGAAAAAUUUUUCUUGGAAAGCUUCUUUAAAUCUUCCUGGAAUACAUUACUGAACCGUUCAUUAGGCAAUUAGAGAAAACUGAGCUAAAUAUUAUUCAAAUGAAAAUGCUGACCUCUCAAUUUCACAUUCAAUACCCAAUAUUAGAAAUUAAGCAUUCGUGGGGGAAGAAGUAACCUUUUCUCGGAGUCUUCAGUGAACCCAGGGGUUUGGUCAGUCGUAUCUAAGCAACAUAACGUAAUGAUGUCGUAGAACUCUCAGAUUGCUUCCGAGUGCUUAUGUUAUGUUCUGAUUGGAGGAUAAUAGUCGGGAACUCUCCGAGUGUCCCUACGAAGACUUGAGAAAGCGUUACUUCUUUCCCCUUCUAUGCUGUCGGGAAUUUGAUAUUCACGCACAGGUGCGCAAAGCACGCAAUCUUUUACACUGGAAUGUAUUCUGUGUCUCCUAAAUAAAUGCCACAUGUAAGGUGGCGGUUUCGUCUGUCA